AUGACAGGCCAGGCAGCUGAGAGAGAUCUGUCCCCCCACCGCCUCUCAGUGAAGACCACCUUAGAGGAGGAGAUAGAGAGAACUGAGAGUAUGCUCAGCAGGGUGCCAUCAGUUUGUGACGACACAUCCUCUGAGCUGCAAAGAGUCGCUGCUCUUGAUCCUCAAGGAGGCAAUUCCAGAAAUUCUUUUCGAAGACGGGGAGCUAUCUCAAGACUGGUGAGCCUGGUGGUGACGUUGAGAGAAUGGGCACACAGGAGCCUGUUGGAGGAGGAGGAGCGACCUGACUCUUUCCUGGAGCGCUUUCGUGGGCCUGAGCUGAGGAUCGCCCCCAGCCGCAUCAGCAAUACGCAACUGGAUGCCAAUGACAACGGUUCCAAAGGGAUCAUGAAGAAAAAGUGGGAUGUGUUUGUGGUGUCCCCAUCAGAUGACGCAUACUACCGCUGGCUAUUUGUCAUUGCCACAGCUGUCCUCUACAACUGGAUCCUUGUUGUGGCUAGGGCAUGCUUUGACAAGCUACAAGUGGGCAAUUAUAUCUGCUGGCUGGUUCUGGAUUAUCUCUCUGACCUUGUGUACAUAAUGGACACUUGUGUCCGACUUCGCACAGGGUUCCUGGAACAAGGCUUGCUGGUGAAGGAUCAUGCCAAGCUGAGAGACAGCUACAUCCGCACAUUUCAGUUCAAGCUAGAUGUGGUGUCCAUCCUGCCCACUGAUCUGGCUUACAUCACCACAGGCAUCCACACACCGCAGCUCAGAUUCAACCGGCUGCUGCGCUUCCCACGCAUGUUUGAGUUCUUUGACCGUACCGAGACACGCACCAACUACCCCAACAUCUUUCGCAUCUGCAACUUGGUGCUCUACAUCCUGGUCAUCAUUCACUGGAACGCCUGCAUCUACUUUGCUAUAUCAAAGUCUUUGGGGUUUGGCUCCGAUACAUGGGUGUACCCGAACACCUCCAACCCUGAGUUUGGCUCCCUGACUCGGGGUUAUGUCUACUGUCUGUACUGGUCGACCCUUACUCUUACCACCAUCGGAGAGAUGCCUGCUCCGGUGCGAGAUGAAGAGUACCUCUUUGUGGUCUUUGACUUUCUUGUUGGGGUGCUGAUCUUUGCCACAAUUGUGGGAAACGUAGGCUCCAUGAUUGCCAACAUGAAUGCCACACGUGCAGAGUUUCAGGCUCGCAUUGACGCUAUCAAACACUACAUGCACUUCCGCAAAGUCAGCAGAGAGCUGGAGUCGCGUGUCAUUAAAUGGUUUGACUACCUCUGGACGAACAAGAAAGCCGUAGAUGAGCAGGAGGUGCUAAAAAACUUGCCCAACAAAUUGCGGGCCGAGAUUGCAAUCAAUGUCCAUUUGGAGACCCUAAAGAAAGUUCGCAUCUUUCAAGACUGUGAAGCAGGACUAUUAGUGGAGCUGGUGCUCAAACUCCGCCCACAGGUCUACAGUCCCGGGGACUACAUCUGCCGGAAAGGAGAUAUAGGAAAGGAAAUGUACAUCAUCAAAGAGGGGAAACUGGCAGUGGUGGCUGACGAUGGGGUUACACAAUACGCCCUCCUCACUGCUGGCAGCUGCUUUGGGGAAAUCAGCAUUCUUAAUAUAAAGGGCAGCAAAAUGGGUAAUCGUCGGACGGCCAACAUCCGCAGCAUCGGUUAUUCUGAUCUCUUCUGCCUCUCUAAGGACGACUUGAUGGAAGCGGUAACUGAGUACCCAGAUGCUAAGAAGGUGCUUGAGGAGAGGGGCCGGGAGAUCCUGAUGAAAGAGGGUCUCCUGGAUGAGAAUGCAGAGAGUGGCGGGCUGGGGAAAGAGGACACAGAGGAGAAGGUGGAGAGGCUGGAGUCCUCUCUGGACACGCUACAGACUCGCUUUGCCCGCCUGCUCAGUGAAUACACAGCCACUCAACAGCGGCUGAAGCAGCGGGUCACUGUUUUAGAGCGGCAGCUGAAUCGCACAUGCUGCGGUGCCUUGGCAGAUGAUGACAUGGACACAGAUGCAGAGGCGGUCACAGGGACAGACGCCGCGCCUGUUGCCAACACAGAAGGGUCUACACAUGGAAACAAUGUGCAAACUAAGCCUCAAGGGAAAGAAGUCCUAGGAGAGAUGGUACGAGGUGAUUUGCUGGAGUUCACACCCACACAGCUGGCUGGAGCAUCUCAGCCCAGAAUUCCUACAGGCCUGCCCAAUGAGGACUUGCCCUGGUCUCCAUAA
Myripristis murdjan (pinecone soldierfish) is the source of this 2202-nucleotide messenger RNA. It is a transcript of the gene cnga2b, whose product is annotated as cyclic nucleotide gated channel subunit alpha 2b. Gene Ontology annotation, molecular function: intracellularly cGMP-activated cation channel activity; protein-containing complex binding; cGMP binding. The record is from RefSeq and is a predicted model, not a curated record. Gene Ontology annotation, biological process: monoatomic cation transmembrane transport. Bases 1 to 2202 code for a protein of 733 amino acids. Gene Ontology annotation, cellular component: intracellular cyclic nucleotide activated cation channel complex; plasma membrane. Lineage: Eukaryota; Metazoa; Chordata; Actinopteri; Holocentriformes; Holocentridae. The transcript has 8 exons.